AUAUUCAAACAUUAAUAUGCAGAAUGAACAACAACGAUUCCAAAGAAUUAUCUAUCGAUAGUAAGAAUGUCUUACUGGAUUAUGAUGCUUCGAGAGAGAGUCACCAUUCCAUGAAUUUUCCAAAAUCGUUCUUGGAGAGUGUCCAAACAACUCCUGCAAAGGAAACAAGGCUUAUCUGCAUUUACCUGAAAGCUUCUUGCCUCUUUCAGGAUAAACAAAACAGCUCCUUGCUGAGUGGUGACAUCUUAGGAGCCAGUCUUGGGAACAUGAGUGUCAGCAACCUUCGUGAACCUGUGGAAAUCAGGUUUUGGCAUAAUCAUUCAUUGGUUAACUUCAGCAAGACCUGCGUGUUUUGGGUGGAAGGAACAGGAGAGGACAACCUGGGGGAAUGGAGAACAGAAGGUUGUGAAACCGACACCAGCCAGGAGCACGUUGUUCUCUGCAAAUGCAGCCAUCUGACUUAUUUUGCUGUCCUUGUGCAUGAACCUAAAUGCCAAGAGAAGGCAAUGGAAGAGAUUAUUUCUGCCUGCACAGUCAUGCCAUUUGAUCGCUUGAGAGUAACAAUAAACUGUCCUCCAGAACCUGUGGAUGAAAGGUUGCUGACUCCUUUAACCUUUCUGAGUGACAUCGGCUGUGGAAUCUCAGCGUCGGCUUGUUUCAUCACCAUCUUCUUAUACCUUCUCUCCAGGAAACUCUAUCACGAUUCCACCACAAAGAUCCACAUCAAUCUCCUGGGCGCCCUUUUCUUUCUCAACGUGUCAUUCUUGAUCAGCAAGACUUUGGUUGACCAUCCGCCGUGGUGCAGCAUCCUGGCUGCCUUCCUCCACUACUCCUUGCUCUGCAGUUUGACCUGGAUGGCCAUCGAGGGCUUCCACCUCUACUUGCUGGUGAUCAGAGUCUACAACUCCUACAUCAGCCGUUACCUGCUGAAGCUGUGUGCUGUGGGGUGGGGGCUCCCUGGAGUCAUAGUCCUGGUCAGCUUCCUUAGCGUGAAGAAGGCUUAUAAUCAGCAUGAUAUCAACACUGGCUCUCAAUACAAUAAAUCUUCCAUAUGCUGGAUCACCUCCCCCAUCUUGAGCCAUAUCACCCUUGCUUAUGUUGGUGGCACCGUGUUAUUCAACAUGGUUAUCUUGGUGUUGGUGGUGCAGAAGCUUAGACAGCUCAGAGCUCACCCCCUUCGUCGGCCUCAGGAACAUACCUGCAAAGAUGUGGGAACCGUUCUUGGAAUGACCUUCCUCCUGGGGACCACCUGGAUAUUGCUCUUCAUGUCCUUUGGGGUCUUCUUAGUUCCACAGAUCUUCCUCUUUACAAUCUUCAACAGCCUCCAAGGAGCCAUCAUCUGUCUUUGGUAUUGCUUUUUACGGUGUCGUUCAGAUCCAAAAACUCACCUGGAUUCUCUCAGUCAUCGGCAACAUCACCUGUCUUUGAGGCCCAGCGAGCGUGAGCUCCGUUGUCAUACGAUAAACCAGACAGCAGAUGAGAAAUACUAG
Thamnophis elegans (Western terrestrial garter snake) is the source of this 1490-nucleotide messenger RNA. RefSeq names its product adhesion G-protein coupled receptor G5-like. The record is from RefSeq and is a predicted model, not a curated record. Gene Ontology annotation, biological process: cell surface receptor signaling pathway; adenylate cyclase-activating G protein-coupled receptor signaling pathway. Bases 24 to 1490 code for a protein of 488 amino acids. The transcript has 12 exons. Gene Ontology annotation, cellular component: membrane. Gene Ontology annotation, molecular function: G protein-coupled receptor activity. Lineage: Eukaryota; Metazoa; Chordata; Lepidosauria; Squamata; Natricidae.